Messenger RNA from Adineta steineri, 1449 nucleotides. NCBI's taxonomy places the organism in Eukaryota, Metazoa, Rotifera, Eurotatoria, Adinetida, Adinetidae. The record is from the annotation of a GenBank genome assembly.
AUGUCAUAUAAUGCAAAUGAGGCAAAUUCGCAUGGGAGCGAGAAUUAUACAGAACGACAAAAAAUGAGUUCAUUCCGACCAGUAAUGAAUCCUCAGUAUCAACAACCAAUACUAUUACCAACAGGAGAACAAAUGUUUUAUGAUCAAUUUCAAUCUUUACAAUUGGCACAACAACAACAACAACAACAACAACAAUAUUAUCCUGAACAAAUGGGUCCACCAUUACCACUCAAUGCAAAUAUGCCAAUGAUGCAACAAUAUUAUCCUCACCCACCACCUCCACAAUUUCAACAACAACAAGAUAUGAAUUAUCCUCAAUAUUACUAUCAACCUUAUCAAGAAGCUGCUCCUGAACCGAUGAUUCAUCCAUCACUAAUGUCAACAAUAGCUAUGCGAGGUGAUGCUUCAGAAUUUAUUCCUGCAUAUAACAAUACAACUAUAAAGGAAACAAAACCAAAUGUUGAUCAUUCAUCAAUCACCGUAGUCAAUGACUCUCAAACAAAAACAACUGUUACUCAUCCAAUAAUUUUAAGAACUAAUUCGGAAAUUAAAGAAACAAAAGAUUCAUUUAUAUAUGAUUUAAAGAAAUAUAAAUACAAUUAUUUUCUAUCUAAACUUACAUGUACAUUCGAUCGUGAUUAUGCAAAAUUUAGUUCACCAACUGGUAUUUCUGCAUUAAAUGAUGAUCGUUUAUUAGUUGCAAAUUUCGAUAAUGAUACAGUUUUACUUCUUGAUCUUAAUGGCGUUGUUCAUCAAAUCUAUAGAGAUAUACCAACACCAAAAGAUGUUCGAUAUCAUCCAACAAAUUCAUCCCAAGCUAUUGUAGCUACGAAAAAAGAAGUUAUUCUUUUAGAUUUAGAAACAAGUAAAGUUGUUAAACGAAGUAAAAUGCGAGGAUUUUAUCCAUGGAAUAUUCAAUAUUUACAAGAAUCAGAUGUUAUUGCAGCGUGUGAUCCAUCGUCUGAAAGUAUUCUUUUUCUUGAUAACGAGUUAACUCAAAUAGGCGGAUGGUCAUUUAAUGAACCAGUUCAACCAUCUUCGUCAUCAUCAAGACCUUAUCAAAAAGUUUAUCCCUAUGCAGCUUAUUUUGCAUCUGACAAUACAUCAUUUAUAUUAGCACAUCGUGAAGAAAAAUGCCAACUAGUAGAAAAGGAUACUGCCAGUGGAGAAACAAAAGAAUCUCGGAUAGUACUUCCAGAUUUUAUAUCCUAUUCAAUUUUUGUUGAUAGUGCAAAACAAUGUUUAAUGCCCGAUAAGAAAAAUCGUCGUUUAGUUUCGAUUGAUAAGAAUUCAAAAGUUGAGGAAUACAAACAUAAAACAAUUCAAGAGCCACAUGCAUUAACAUUUUUAUCAACUGGAACAUUGUGUGUUACUGAUUGGACGAAAUCAUAUGGAAGUCGAGGUGGUAUAGCUAUUCUUAGUGAAACUGAUUUGAAUAUAAAUCAAUAG